UUUACUUGUUACUUAUUUUGCUGUGGUGUAACAGCGAAGCAUCCAAAGAAUUUCAAUAUAUAUAUUUUUCCUUUCAACAUUAUUUUACUGCUUCGAGAAUUAACUUCGAAAGCCCUAGCCCUAUCCCCGGCUUCACCCUAGUCUUGAAUUCGUUUCGUUUUACUCAUCAAAGCUGCUCGUUUAAUUUAUUUUCAAAGUCGAUGGCGGCUAAACCACUUUCGAGUGAAGCAAUCGCUCUCACAGAAAAGAAAAUGGACAUGACAUUGGAUGAUAUCAUUAAAAUGUCAAAAAAUACUUCAAAUAAAUCCAAGAAGCAGCGAAGGGUACCAAAUAAAAAUCAGAAAUCUGUGAGUAAUGCUGCUAAAGAGAAGGCCUUGAAGGUGCGACAGUAUAUGGACUCACGGUCCUCUAUUAGACAGGGAGUUCUAGCUCAAAGAAGGUCAAGUUUCCAGGGGAACCAAUUUCCUUUGGCAGCUAAGGCUGCACGUAGGGCUGCAGUUGCCCCAUUUCGAGUUAGAGCAUUUAAUGGUAGCAGGGUAGCUAGUAUGAACAAACCAAGGAUUGGAGCACCAACUGUCCAAAGAAGGGCUGCAAAUGGAGGUUUUGCAGCAAAGAUGCAGCAGCCACAACAACAGCAGCAGGAGCAAGGAAACAUAGUAACAAAACAAAGGUCUCAAACACUGGACUCGUUGUUUGCCAAUAUGAAGGAACAGCGAAUGAGGGUACUGUCACGCCAAACCAAUGCUGUACAACGUAAUGGUGGUGGUCAACAAAGAGUGCCUUGGGGAAGAGGCCGAUUUAGCAACUAAUGUUUUGCGUGGUGUAUUCCUUGUGCUGUAGGACAAGCUGCUGAGAGCUUCUUCUAUAUUGUCAUUUCUGCCUACCUAUAUGGAUGCUAAGGUUCUUGAUACUGGCUUCUUGUUUUUCACUUUUGCUAUCAAAUAUAUCAACUUGCUUCUUAAGCUUUUUAUGCGGGAAUGUGACAAUUCAGUUGUGUUGUUUAAAUCCGUCUUAACAAGGGAUGCAUAGUGGUUUCCUUCUUUU
This is a messenger RNA of Durio zibethinus, 1044 nucleotides long. RefSeq lists its product as uncharacterized. NCBI's taxonomy places the organism in Eukaryota, Viridiplantae, Streptophyta, Magnoliopsida, Malvales, Malvaceae. The record is from RefSeq and is a predicted model, not a curated record.